This is a messenger RNA of Suillus bovinus, 1746 nucleotides long. RefSeq names its product thioredoxin-like protein. Gene Ontology annotation, molecular function: protein disulfide isomerase activity. Lineage: Eukaryota; Fungi; Basidiomycota; Agaricomycetes; Boletales; Suillaceae. Gene Ontology annotation, cellular component: endoplasmic reticulum. The record is from RefSeq and is a predicted model, not a curated record. The transcript has 8 exons. Bases 1 to 1746 code for a protein of 581 amino acids.
AUGAGAUUCGCUUCUUUAACUUUGCCGUUGUCGCUUUUCACAACAUGGUCCGUGAUUCAAGCCGCUGCCGCCCCGGCGGCAGGCUCACAGGUCCUGACCCCUCAAGACUUCAAUCAGACCAUCGCAGACGGUGUUUGGUUCAUCGAACAUUUUUCCCCAUAUUGUCGGCAUUGUCGCAACUUUGAACCGACAUGGAACCGUGUAGUAGAUAAAUUCGAGAAGAAACCCGAUCUAGGGAUACAUCUGGCACAGGUGAAUUGUGCGUUGAAUGGAGACUUGUGCACCGAAAACGGUGUUACAGGAUACCCUCAAAUGAACCUCUACCGAAACGGGCGCUUUGUAGAGACCUUCACUAAAGAUCGCGACUUCGAUAUCCUUGUAGAUUUUCUUCUUGCGCGUGCUGAACCUACUGCAAAUUCCUUGCCAUCCUCGGCUGUGGUUGAGCAGGAGGAAAUGACAGCCGUGAUCGCUCCUGUAGAGGAGAAUUUGAUGGUCCACGAGUCGCAGGUGGAAUCCAACCCUUUAGGAGAGGUGAUAUCCUUAACUAGCGAGACGUUCGACAACAUUGUAGACCAGGCGCCUAUAUUUGUCAAGUUCUUUGCGCCGUGGUGUGGACACUGCAAGAAACUUGCUCCAACGUGGAUACAGGUUGCUCGUCGCAUGCAACAUAAGCUCAACAUCGCGGAAGUCAAUUGUGAUGAGUACAAGUCGCUAUGCUCGAAGCAAGGAGUCACGGGUUAUCCUAUGCUGUUCUACUACUCUCAUGGCACAAAGACAGAGUACUCGGGAAGUAGAAAAUAUGAGCCGCUCGUGGCUUUUGCUGACAAGGCAGCAUCUCCGAUCAUGCAACCAAUAAGUGCUCAGGAUCUCAACAAGGUUGUUCAUGAAAAUCCUGUUGCGUAUGUCCUCUUAUUUUCUUCAUCAAAUGAACAUACUGUCAGUGAGAUCGCCAAAGACACUCAGAUGCUCCUUGGGUCGCCCCCUGUAUUUCUAUCAUCCUCCAGGGAACUUUUUGCUCGCUACGACAUCCCAGCGACAGAAUCCUGGGCCAUCCUGGCAUUCAAAGAUAAUGACCCACAGGAACCCACCUCAGUCUUUAGCUCAUCCAGUUCUGACAUACUUAGCACUUGGCUCUUUGCCAAUCGCCUCCCAACCUCCCUCGAGCUCUCACGUGAUGCGUUUCAACAGGUAAUGAAUGCUCCACAUAAGCCACUUGUUGUUAUCGCUGCGACGCCCGGUGACGUGCAAAAUGAUAUCUCAUCGAAGUUGAACGAUAUCGCGAAGAAGUGGCGCAUGCGUAAGAGCUAUGUUGGCAAGCAAGAUGUGGUAUUCGCGUGGAUGGACGCUGAUCAAUGGGGAAGUUGGAUGAAGAGUAUGUACGGUGUGAAGGUCAAAGACCAGCCGAAGGUGGUCGUUGCUGAUCAUAAUCGCCUAAUCUACUGGGAUAGGGAUACUACUGGGCAACCUAUUCAGCUAAACGCCGUCAGCAUAUUCUCUGCUAUCGAAGGAGUUUACGACAACAAAAUACGUUCUAAGCACUCAGAGAACAUCCUAGAACGCUUUCUUCGGGUCUUAAACUCAAGUCUCACAAGCACUGAGAGUUUUAUCAUUGCCCAUCCGUAUAUGGCCGUCCUGCUGAUUCUUGGAUUUUUGGCAGCGGUCGUUAUGGCGAUCAAGAAACUUUUGGAUGAUGAUACAGAUGUGCAGUCCGGGCAUAAGUACUUCAAGGGUGGUCGUCUAGAUUGA